AUGGAAUCUAAAGAAAAAAUCCUCUCUUGCUUGAAUAUCCUUAAACGCUUGCCACCAACUCAAAUCUAAAAGAAUGCUGCAGCACUAGCAUCUUUGAUUCCAGAUUAUGCGGAGGAAUUAUACUAGAAAAUAGACAAGCCUUUAGAUAUUGGAUAGGAUGAAAAAGGGAAUCAAUAUAUAUAAUCCGAAUUCAAUAGAGAUGGAGACUCAUUCAGAUCACAUGUAACCAAUUAAUACUACCCUCAAAUUGAUGACGCAGUUUAUCCCUCAGAUGCACUACGUAAAUUAGAAAUAAAAGCCAAUGCUGUCUUUGACGAAUAUAGAAGAUUAUAUUACGAAGGAGGAUUGUCAUCAUGUUAUUUUUGGGAUAAAGAGGAUGGUGGAUUUGCUACAGCUUGGUUGAUAAGGAAAAAUGUAGAAAAGAGCAAGGGAAUUGAGGAUGGAUCUUGGAGUUCAAUUAAUGUAAUUGAUAUUAAGACCGAUGGAAAAUCUAAGUGGACUUAUAAGAUAACUACCUCUGUUGUUUUGGAAAUGAAUAUCGUCUAAAAUCAAGAUGUUGGCAAAUUCAAUAUUACAGGCACAUUAACCAAAUAAAAGGAAGAAUCUUUUGAGGCUCCUGCAGGUAAUAAGGAUUUAGAACUGUUCCACAUUAUGAAAAUAGGAACCUUAGUUGAAGACGUAGAAAGUUACCUCCGUUCUUAAUUGGAUGGUGUUUAUUUUGGCAAAACCAAAGAUAUAGUCUUCUAAACACGAUUCAUUGAAGGAGAAAAGCAUUUCAUCUAACAAAGAUAGGGAUUGGCAGGAGAAUUUAAAUAGAAAUAUGGAUGAUAUAAUUGAAUUCAAUAAUGAAUUUAUUAAAAAUAAUAUUGAACCAUUUCUAUUGACAUCUGAAAUA
Messenger RNA from Paramecium tetraurelia, 895 nucleotides. RefSeq lists its product as uncharacterized. The record is from RefSeq and is a predicted model, not a curated record. The transcript has 5 exons. Lineage: Eukaryota; Ciliophora; Oligohymenophorea; Peniculida; Parameciidae. Gene Ontology annotation, biological process: cell morphogenesis; barbed-end actin filament capping. Gene Ontology annotation, molecular function: actin filament binding. Gene Ontology annotation, cellular component: F-actin capping protein complex.